AUGAGUAUGAGGUUUCUGAGUUUGGUGGGGAAUUCCUUUGGUUGUUCUGCAUCUGGAGAGAGGCUAGUCUCUGCUGCCAGAGAUGGUGAUCUUCAGGAAGCAAAGGCUUUGUUGGAUUAUAACCCUCGCCUUGUAAGAUAUUCCACCUUUGGGGUUCGGAAUUCCCCCCUCCACUAUUCUGCAGCUCAAGGCCAUCAUGAGAUUGUAGCUCUUCUGAUUGACUCUGGAGUGGAUAUUAAUCUCAGGAACUAUCGUGGGCAGACUGCAUUGAUGCAAGCCUGUCAGUAUGGUCAUUGGGAGGUUGUUCAGACUUUGAUCAUUUACAAAGCUAAUAUUCACAAAGCUGAUUAUCUGAAUGGGGGUACAGCACUUCACCUAGCUGCUCUGAAUGGGCAUUCUCAAUGCAUUCGGCUUCUCCUUGCUGACUACAUUCCUAGCAUUCCUACUUUUAGCAGCAUUUUCCUGAAAGGGUUGAGAAAUGAAGAAUCAAUUUCGGAAUUUGAUGAAGAUGCACUCUAUCAGGUGAUCAAUAAACCUGCUGAUGGAGGCAUCACAGCCCUGCACAUGGCUGCUCUGAACGGACACAGUGAAACCGUUCAACUACUUCUGGACUUGGGAGCUUCUGUAAGUGAUAUUACUGUGGAGGACGGGACUACAAUUGAUUUGAUAGGUGCUGGAAGCACUCCACUACAUUAUGCUGCUUGUGGGGGUAAUGCACAAUGUUGUCAGCUUUUGAUCGCCAGAGGGGCAAGUCUCACGACAACAAAUGCCAAUGGGUGGACUCCUCUGAUGGUAGCUCACUCAUGGCAUAGAGACUGGCUUGAGGAGAUUCUGAAGACGCAACCAGAAGGACAGCCUCAACUUCAACCUUCCCCGUAUCUGUGUCUCCCUCUUAUGAGCAUUGUAAAUAUAGCUAGAGAAUGUGGAUGGAAAAGCUGCGACUCACAUACCACGCGUGUGGAUCCAUGUGUUGUUUGCUUGGAAAGAAAGUGUACAGUCGCUGCAGAAGGACAUAGAAAAUUUUAUUUCUCCUUUAGCAUUGUAGCUGCUCCCGGAAAUUCAAUUGCAGUUUUACUUCAGAUUGUGAAAUAUUGCAAAAGUUUUACUGCAUCAUUAAUCCACGAAUUCCCCGAUCGUGCAGGAUGUUUUCAUGAAUUCUGCACUCAAUGCGCCUUGUACCUGUGUUCCACUAAUCGGUCCUCAGCGGUGGCUCAUGGCCCCCCAGGUUCAAUUGCUUGCCCUCUUUGCCGGCAGGGGAUAGUUUCAUUUGUUAAACUCAAGGGCACAAAGCCAAUAGUGAAAGAAAAUCCUCGAACUAGUAUAUCCCUUCCCUUCUGUGCCUGUACAGCUGAUGCUUCAGAACUCUCUUCUAUGGAAACACCAUUCUGUAAGCCUGAUCCUGGUUGUGUUGGAAUUAGCCCUCUCGGCUCUUCUUUCCGCUCCUUAAGCUGCCAAAGGUUUCCAUCAAUGAGAUUUAGCCCUGGCCUUUGUAUGGGUACACCAGAUACAAGGCCUUCUUUGGUUCCAAGGAGCGAUCGCAGUGUGAGGGAACAAUUGGUUCGGUGUUCAAGACUAAGCUUUCGGCGUUCUACUUCUCAAGCUGAGGGCAGAAAUUGGUUCUGUUCUUUCAAUCAAUGCGUAGCAACUGAAAGCGGUUGCUGA
This is a messenger RNA of Oldenlandia corymbosa var. corymbosa, 1662 nucleotides long. Lineage: Eukaryota; Viridiplantae; Streptophyta; Magnoliopsida; Gentianales; Rubiaceae. The record is from the annotation of a GenBank genome assembly.